AUGUCAGGCCCUCAUGUCAUUCUCAUUGAGUCUGACUCUGGUGGUUUGGUCACAGUCACUCACAGCCUGCCUGCUGUGUGCAGCCUUCUUUGGUGCCCUGGGCUCAUCCUUUAUGGCUACAACCUUUCCGUGGUAAACGCUCCUGCUCUGUACAUUAAAGCUUUUUACAAUAGGACAUGGAUUGAGAGAUACGGGGAGCCUAUUUCAGCAGAGACAGCAACUCUCCUCUGGUCCAUCACAGUAUCCAUAUUGUCUAUUGGAGGCCUUUUUGGAGCCCUGUCUACCUCUUUAAUUAUCAAAGUCCUGGGGAGAAAGGGGACCUUGCUGCUGAAUAACAUCUUUGCUGUAAUAGCUGCUUUGCUUCUGUCUCUGGGUGAGAUGUCAAGAUCUUUUGAGAUGCUCAUUAUUGGACGACUCAUUAUGGGGGUGGACUCUGGUAUUGCUCUCAGUGCUCUCCCUAUGUACCUGGGAGAAAUUUCCCCAAAGCAUUUCAGAGGUUUGAUUGGCCAGUUUAACUCCAUCCUGAUCUGCUUUGGAGUGUUCACUGGACAAGUGCUGGGGCUGCCUGAGCUGCUGGGUCAGGAGUCCACCUGGAUUUACCUGUUUUCCUUCCUCGCAUUGCCGGCGGUGCUGCAGCUGUGUGUGCUGCCCUUCCUUCCUGAGAGUCCUCGCUACCUGCUGAUGGAGAGGAGGGAUGAAGCGGGAGCGGAAAAAGCCUUUCAGAGGUUUUUGGGAAAGAAGGAUGUGUCCCAGGAGCUGGAAGAGGUCCACAUGGAGGCUCGAGCUCAGGACAAACUGCAAACCGUCUCUGUGUUACAGCUGCUGAAAAGCCCAGCUGUUCGCUGGCAGCUCAUAACUGUCAUCAUCACCAUGGCCUGCUAUCAGCUCUGUGGCCUCAAUGCUAUCUGGUACUAUACUAAUGGGAUUCUUCGGGAAGCAGGCUUUGCCGAGAACAUACGCCCCUACAUCACACUCAGCACAGGAGCUAUAGAGACUCUGGCUGCCAUCAUCUCAGGCUUGGUGAUAGAACGAAUUGGCAGGAAGCCCCUUCUCAUAUUUGGUUUCGCUUCCAUGGCCGUGUUCUUCAGCCUACUCACAGUUUUCCUCAAUUUCCAGGAUAGGGUGUCAUGGAUGCCCUACCUCAGUUACAUCUGUAUACUAGCUGUGAUUGCCUCGUUUUGCUCUGGACCAGGUGGCAUCCCCUUUAUCCUGACCGGGGAACUGUUUGAACAGUCCUACCGACCUGCUGCCUUCAUGAUUGCUGGCACAGUAAACUGGCUGUCUAACUUUGCUGUGGGCCUCCUUUUCCCAUUCAUUCAAGAGACGCUGCAGUCGUUUUCCUUCCUUGUGUUUGUGGCGUUCUGCACUUUGGGAUCUAUAUACCUCUAUGUGGUCCUCCCUGAAACCAAAAAUAAAACAUUUAUGGACAUCAGCCAGAGCUUUGCCAAGAUUAACAAAAUGCCCAUCCCCUCCCCUGGCCACGAAAUGGAGCUGGUUCUAUCCAUUAACUCUGACCCGAAUGGAAAAGUCCAAGAUGUCACUAAGAUGUAAAGUUCCUUGUAAAAGCACAGAAAUAACAGAGAAACAAGGUUAAGAUGUUAAAAUAUUUCUUGUUUUUACAUAUUUACUGAGCAUAAUCAGUAAAGUUAAAAUCAAAGCUUUGUUGUAUAUUUUUUAUAUGACUGGAACUUUGAGAUAUAUUAAAG
Archocentrus centrarchus (flier cichlid) is the source of this 1706-nucleotide messenger RNA. It is a transcript of the gene slc2a9l2, whose product is annotated as solute carrier family 2 member 9, like 2. The transcript is spliced from 12 exons. The record is from RefSeq and is a predicted model, not a curated record. Lineage: Eukaryota; Metazoa; Chordata; Actinopteri; Cichliformes; Cichlidae. Bases 1 to 1551 code for a protein of 516 amino acids. Gene Ontology annotation, molecular function: D-glucose transmembrane transporter activity. Gene Ontology annotation, cellular component: plasma membrane. Gene Ontology annotation, biological process: dehydroascorbic acid transport.